AUGACCGAAGCAGGAAUUGAACCUACGACCGUGUGGAAUCCGAAUUACCCGAUAGGAAUCGCUACAAUACAAGGCGACACUGCGGCCAUCCGUCUGAGUGGCUCAAGAAAAGCAUGGCAUUUCGCGCGGCGUCUCAGACCUUCUCAUGGCAUUUCCUACACGGGCAUGACAAACAGAUUGAUACCUCCGUCGUUCUCUGAUUCGCCUGUAGUGAAGAAGAACAAUAAGCAGGAGCGGGAGUUGUUGAAAGAAUAUCGAGAGUUGCUCGGGUUAACGUCGUCUUUUGCACGCGAGGAGGAAAGGUCGCGAUUCAUCUCCCAGGCCACUUCGUACUUUGAUCCUCGGAUAUCUUCACUGUUUGAAUUUGGAAAUGCUCGGCUUUCAGAGACUGUUCGCUGGAAAGUUCGCCUUCGAAUCGUUCCUAUCGCUGCUUUAGCGACAGGAGAAAACGGAAAUGUGCUCUCAUUUUGUGCAAUUGACGAUGAACCGAUAUAUGGGCGCUACGAGGAUGGAUCAAAUUUUCGUGUGCCUACGAUAAGUACUUCGAAUACGGUUGAUUGGGUUUGUGGUGAAGCACCUAUCAAACAAAUCAGAUUUGCAGAAAGCUUCGAAGAGUCUGAAUGUCUUUUCGCUGUUCGACUUCAGUCCCGCACAUCCAUUUUUCGACCAAUUUAUUAUCAGGAGCCUUUGGUCAUAAAUCCUCCCCAAACGGCCGAAGGCACGCAUUCCAAGGCCCAGUUGGCUCACAUAGACCCCAAUUUAAUGACUGAAAUCGAUGUUUCUCAGACCGGUGGGUAUACCCAUGUCGAUGUGGCUUUCAAUCCUUGGUAUCAGAAACAAUUUGCAGUCAUUGAUGAUCGUGGAAAUUGGAGUGUCUGGCUGUUGCAUAAUUUUGUUAAACACCGUGAGGGCGUUACCCCCGAACGGCAGCAUUCUGGUUCUUUGCCCUCUUCCGACAUCACUCAUCACGAUGACACGGCUCAGAUACCACACGAUGGCUGGGGAAUAAUCCAGUGGACAGGCAAUAUGUAUACGUUUAUUGCCUGUAGUCGACGCAUUGCUAUGCUUUAUGUUCUCGAAGAUGCCACCCCUGUACCUUACGAUAUCAAGAUGAACUGGCAAUCUUCAACUGAAUGGAUAUUAGAUGUGAAAACUUCUUUGCGGAAGCCUUCUCACGUCUUUAUUCUCACCACGCUGCGGAUUUUAUGCUUCGAUAUUAGUUCGCGUGACCACGAAUCUUCGUUUCUUCUGCCACAAUUCUCACGGCAACACGAUCGCGACGCAGACGAUCUUACAUUGCGAUUUACCUCCCUUUCCCUUGGUCAAGCCUUUCAAGUCCUAAUUGACGAUUCUGACGAUUCCAACUCCUCCAUGUCGGAUCCAUUCCGUGUUUAUGUCCCUGGCAUUGCUGACACUAAUGGGUUGGACACAAUUCGAUACGACUUUCCUAUCAGACAAAUUCAACUCAAGGAACUCGAACAAACCCCUUACAGUCUCCGCGAGAAGUUCACCCCACGCGAGAGUUUCAUGAAGCUUUUUGUACUUGACAGUGCGCUGGCCGUUCACCAAUACAUAUUUUCAAAGCCUUAUGAUCCUUCUUCAUUGGAUGGAGAGAAAGCAAUCAAUCGCGAGAUAAUGUCGUUUGGGAAAGCACUUGAGCUUUUUCGCAGAAGGGAAGGACAUACCGCGAUGCGUACAAUAUUCAAUGAUGAAUCAGACAAAGCAGCAUCAAGAAAAAGUCGAAGCAAGACGAGGACGAAUUCCCAACUAACUGUAGAUCUGAACAAGAUCUAUGCGUUACUUUGUACCGGUGAUACAAGAUACGUGAAAAAGUCCUUGGUCGCGGCCCUUGAGUUCCAGAGCUUUAGGGAAUAUGUUGAGCAUUUGGUAACAGCUGUAUCUACUUCUGUCGAAGAUGGGCCUCCGUAUAUGCAAACUAUGCUAGAGGCUAUAAAGAACCCGCCUACCUCUUCCGACAUCGAUGACAUUAUCCAGUGGCUCGAAUGGUUUAGAUCUAAAUUUGCACCCGUCAAUAUAUCUACAGAAAUUACUUUGUGUUUUCUACCUCUUCAGAUCUCAGCCAAUCCUUUACAAGGGAAGACAAGAGUCAUCCGCUCGCUGCAGCCUUUGGAUCUGCUGGGGCUUUACAACAAACUCGUGGGCGACUGGUUAUCUCCCCUAGAUGGAAGUAUACCCAGUUGGACGCGGAUUUUCAAGGAAAAGUUGAUCCGACAAGUAUCUAUUGACUUGUCUCUGGCAAGUAUCAUACAAGUAGACGUCUCGGGUUCUGACGGUGACACCGUGGCUUCGUCGCAAAUUUCAUUUCCCCAGCGGGAAAGCUCGGUGAAAGACCAAGCAGAUACUCCAAAUACAAUGACAGAACAAGCUGAUGAUCACGAUAUGUUGGAGCUCAAGACCGUUUCCCCGCCAAUCAUGGAUGUUCCUGCAACCGGUGCGGCGCAUGAAGUCCUGUCCCAUUGGGUCAUUGGGGGUAAUCCCGAAUCUUUUGACUGGGUGAGUGUUUUUACGAUGGAUACAGGCGAGAAGGACAGCCGGCCUAGGUUGAAAUCGCGAACGCGAACACGCUCACGAUCUAGGGCUCCUAGCGAAGGCCUCAAAGUUCUACGGAGUUCACCAGUUGCACCGACAGUGGCGUACCCUGGCAGCCAGCCACAGCAGAGCUUUUCCAGGCUGCCCCUUCCAAGUAGCCAAAUAAGCGAGGACAUGCUGCCCAUGACCCAGAUCGAACGGGGUCUGUUUGGCAGCAGAGAAGCUGGGAAAAAGAGCAACGCGAAGGCGAGGAAGAAGAAGAGGGCGGCAGGGUUUUGA
This is a messenger RNA of Talaromyces atroroseus, 2829 nucleotides long. RefSeq lists its product as hypothetical. NCBI's taxonomy places the organism in Eukaryota, Fungi, Ascomycota, Eurotiomycetes, Eurotiales, Trichocomaceae. Gene Ontology annotation, cellular component: RNA polymerase I core factor complex. Gene Ontology annotation, molecular function: RNA polymerase I transcription regulatory region sequence-specific DNA binding; RNA polymerase I general transcription initiation factor binding. The record is from RefSeq and is a predicted model, not a curated record. The coding region runs from base 1 to 2829 and encodes 942 amino acids. Gene Ontology annotation, biological process: nucleolar large rRNA transcription by RNA polymerase I. The transcript has 6 exons.